Messenger RNA from Syzygium oleosum, 3437 nucleotides. Its product is annotated as pentatricopeptide repeat-containing protein At3g22470, mitochondrial-like. Bases 86 to 2134 code for a protein of 682 amino acids. Lineage: Eukaryota; Viridiplantae; Streptophyta; Magnoliopsida; Myrtales; Myrtaceae. The transcript has 2 exons. Gene Ontology annotation, molecular function: protein binding. The record is from RefSeq and is a predicted model, not a curated record.
UUGCGGCGAACUAAGACGGUAGAGUCGCCUUCCUCCUUACCAAAAGCAAGAGCUUCUUCAGUUUUCAGAUUCACAUCAUCAGCUGAUGAUGGAGCGAACGUGUCUUCACGGUGCUUCCUCCAUCUUCCGUCUUCUUCUUCGUGCUCCAGCUGCCAUCUCCAGCCAUUCAUCAUCCCAUUCCCUUCUCUACCUCCCUUUCUCGGCUCGCCCUCGUCGGUGGUUUUGCUCGAUGCCCACUUCUAAUUUAGACGACCCGAACCAGUUCUUGUGUUACGUGAGGACAAAUUGCAGAGCUGGUGGUGGUGGUGGUGGUGGUGGUGGGUUCACGAGGGUCGGCGACGCCUUGUGCUGCUUCGGUAAAAUGAUGAAGAUGUACCCUUUGCCUUCUUCCGGGGAUUUUAGUCCACUGUUGGGUGCUAUAGCGAGGAUGAAGCAUUACUCGACUGCGACCCGGUUGAUUGCGCAGCUGCGUUCUUUGGGGAUCGAGGAUGAUGUUGCCUUGCUGACUAUUUGGAUGAAUUGCUUUUGUCGGUUAAAGCGGGUUGAUUUGGGUUUGUCUGUCCUGGGUAGGAUCUUGAAGCUUGGGUUUCACUUCAAUGUGGUGGCAUCCAACACCCUUAUUGAUGGUCUCUUUAUUCAGGGCAAAACUGAUCAAGCACUGAGGUUCCUCGAUGAUAUGGGGCGAAAAGGCCCCGAACCUAAUGAGACCACGUAUGCGAUAAUCGCAAAGGGGUUAUGCAGGGCGGGUAGAACCAGACAGGCGAUGGAAUUGCUGAGGGACUGGGAAGAGAGAAGCUGCGGGCUUCAUUCCUUCACAUACAACAUACUAAUUGAUAGUCUUUGCAAGGAGGGAUUGAUCACAGAGGCGUUGCGACUCCACGGCAGUAUGAGUAAGAAAGGUAUCCGACCAGAUGUUGUUACUUUUAACUCCUUGAUCCGUGGUCUGUGCACUGAAGGCCAGAUGCAAGAUGCUCUCGUAUUGUUGAAAGAGAUGACAAGCAGAGGCAUCCAACCCGACAUGUUCACUUAUAGCUCGUUGAUUCAUUGCUUAUGCAACCUAGGCCAAUGGAAAGAUGCUACGGUCUUGUUGGAGAAGAUGAUGAGGGCAGGAAUAGAACCGAACAUUGUUACUUAUACCUCUGUCAUUCAAGGAGUAUGCAAUUCCGGCCCAUUGGAAGAGGCCCGACGACUGCUGAGUCAUAUGGUGCAAAGCAGAGUGAUGCCGAAUGUUCAUACCUUCACUGUUCUGGUGGAUGCACAUUGUAAAGAAGGAAUGCUUGUAGAGGCUGAGGCUAUAGUCGACCAGAUGAUUCAAUUAGGUAAAAUGCCUGAUAGUUUCACUUAUAAUACAUUGAUGAACGGCUAUUGUCUGCAAAAUCGAAUGAAUGAUGCUAUGGAAGUGCUUAAUUUGAUGGUUGAAAGAGGCUGCCCACCUGAUGUUGUUAGUUAUAGCACGUUGAUUAACGGAUACUGCAAAGCGAGAAGAGUUGACAAGUCAAAGAUGCUUUUGCAAGAAAUGCUUCAAAGGGGCUUCAAUCCUAAUGUCAUCACGUACAACACUCUUGUAAAGGGAUUUUGCCAGGUUGGGAACCUUGAAGCCGCGGAGGAGCUAAUUAAGGAGAUGCAAUCUCGCGAUCUCUGUCUAGAUCAUUAUACCUUGAAUGCUUUCCUGGAUGGCUUGUGUAAAAUGCUGCAGAUUGACAAGGCCAUGAUAUUGCUUCGAAAGAUGGAAGAUUCCAAAUUCGUCCCAAAUAUUGUGACUUACAAUAUUCUAAUAAAUGGCAUGUGUAAUGCCGGAAAGCUCGACGAUGCAAAAGAGUUGUUUGAUUGUUUGCAUGCUCGACGCUUGCAACCUGACGUGUGGAUGCAUAAUAUUUUCGUGCAUGGAUUGUGCAAAGGAGGACGCAAAGAGGAAGCGUAUCAGCUGCUAAAGGAGAUGGAAGGAAAUGGAUGCUUUCCAGAUGAUGUCACUUAUAGCACAAUCAUCCAAAGACUGCUAAGAAAUAACAAAAAUACGAGAGCAGCGCAACUUGUCGGUGAAAUGGUUGAAAGGGGUUUUUCUGCAGAUGUAUCGACGAUGGAGUUGUGGGUUAAAUAUAUCAUGACAAAUGGAACUUCUUCCUUUUCUAUUUGAACUCUCCAUUGUCUCUGAGAUGUGUUCACAUUUUCAGCUGAAAUGUGAUGAAGAGUAAACCAGAUCAACGGCAAGUUUUCUUCCACACAUCAUCUCGUUGAGUCCCAUUUACCAUUAAAGAAGUAGUUUUCGGUCUGGGAGAUUUUAUCACUAGCUUCACAUAAGGCUUUUGGAGGGGCAGCAGGUGGAUUUUGUUUCUCGUAUACCUAGGUUCUGUAAGGGAUCUCUGUAUUUAACUGGUACAUGUACUCAUCAGUUAGAGCUUCUUGUGUCUAAUAUUAAUCAAACUGGUGAAAUUUGUAAAAAUGAUCAAGCAGUGUGAGGAUGCUCUUGAAUUAAAUAGAUGUUAAUUGCAAAAACUUUACUAUGUACUAGAGUUAUGCAAUUCAGUCAUUGGGCAGAAACAGCAUGGAACUCUUCCUGAAAAUGGAACUAAAGAAAUUUCUUUUUUUUGGGGGCGGUCCUGACACAAUCUGAUCCUCGUGCUUUGAGAGAGAGAGACUAGUUUUCUUUUACACUCUUUUCCUAACACAAUCUGAUCCCUUCAAUGUCCUAUUUAUCAUAGUUACUUAAAAGAAGAUGCAGACGUGGAAGUGGAUGAUAUUUGAUGAUAGUGAUGGGCACUUUAAAUCAAUAGCGGAGAAUAUUUGUGUCAAGCUGGGUACUCAAAUUAUCAAAUAUCUUUUCCUCUGCACUGCAAGGGAUUUUCCGAAAAGCAGCUGCUGAUGGGUGAAAAUGGCUGCCAUUGACAGACCAUUCCAAUGCCGAACCCCGUAGACAUCUGGAGCAACACCAAUCAACUUGAUCACAGGCCCAGCUGAUGUAACUUUCCAUUGUCUUUUCUGUUGAAUCGAAUUACUUUCCUGAUGAAUAGGGUUGGCUCUCAAUGGAGGAACAUUCCAUGCCAUUUUUAUCUGUUUUAAAACUGACUCAGGAACACAUUUUAUUCUGUUUUUGCGUGUUUCACUUAGACAGCAGGAUUGGCCUGGACAGUCUGCCUCUCGUCACACCCUCUACUCUUUCUUUCCUGACACAGUCAUAGUAAGGUGCAAGUGUUUUGGAGACCGGCCUUAUGUUGAUGGCAAAGGAGGACACAAUAUUCCUCUGCCAGAUGCACUUUGGAGGCAAACUUGAUGAUGGCAUUUGAUCGUUUUAAGUGUAUGUGAUGCUUGAUUCUCUGCUCUAAAGUAAUUCUAAAUUUGCAAUACUUGGCUAUGAUUCAUAGGGAAUUCGUAUACUUGAAGAAGGCAUUGGUCAUUGUCUAUACCAACCUUGAAAUUUUGAGGAAUAUUUCUGUUUGUUA